GAGGACUUCCCCAUUUUGGCUCAACACCUCCGGCUGCUAUGUUUAGCUGUUAGCUGUAACAGCGAGGCUUCAGCUUGUCUACGUUUAUUUUUACGGCUUUCCUUUUUACUUUCAGCAAGCACAGAGGUGUUUCGUAGUACGGGGUUGAAUCUCAACCUUAAAUGGACGGAGAAGACGACGACUUUAUGUCUGGCAGCCACUCCGAUGAUGGGGGGGGCACUCCAGUUCAGGAUGAGCAUGCGGCAUCAGAUGGCGAGGAGAUGAGGAGUGACCGGCACCAGUCGGAGGACGAGGGCAGUAAUGAUGAAGAUGCUUCACACACGAUGGAGACCAGUGGGGCCAUCAGCGGCUCAGACAACGAAGACCAGCGGGGGGGUGGAGCCAGUGGCUCAGACAACGAAGACCAGCGGGGGGGCGGAGCUAGUGGCUCAGACAACGAAGACCAGCGGGGGGAUGGAGCCAGCGGCUCAGACAAUGAAGACCGGCGGGGGGGCGACAGCGACUCAGAGGGCGAAGCGCCACGAGAACAUGACGACAAAAGUGACUCGGACGUGGAUGUACCGCGGCCCGUCGACAGCGACGACGACUCUCCGGUCAAACGCAGGACGAGUGCAUCGGAGGAUGAGGAAGAUUCGCCGGCGAAACGCAGGAUGAGCACAUCGGACAACGAGGAGUCAGCGAGCAAACAUGACGCUUCCGAUAACGAGGAGGGGUCGUCUCCCGCCAAACGCAGGGGAAGUACGUCAGACAUGGAGGAAGGGGAGGAGAGGCCCAAAGUGGGCGGAGACAGCGACUCUGACAACGAAGACGCCAAAGCGGCAGCGUCACCAGAACGGCAGUCCAACGCCGACAGUGACUCUGACAGGGCGAUGCCGAGCAGACGCAAGGCAGCACAGAUAGACUCUGAUGAAGAGGAGGAGGCGGGCAAGUGGAAGGCUGUGAUGCAGUCCGACAGCGACGAUGAGGACGAAGGCGGGAAAGCCAAAGCUGCAGCAGGAAGUGAUGGAGAGCAGGAGACGCAGCAGAGGGACAGCGACGAGGAAGACGACAAACCAGUUAAGAGGAAGAAGGCCAUCCUGUCAGACAGUGAAGACGAGGAUGAGGAGAAGACAGAAAAACCAGCAGCGAAGAGGAGUCGAGCCGUGUCGGACGAUGAUGAGAACUCGGACAGUGACGCCUCCGUGGGUCCGGAUAAGAGCCUCGCUGCCAAACUGAGAGAACUGGGCUCAGCCAGCGAGGAUGAGGAGGAGGACGACAGGUCAAAGGUCACGGCAGGGAAGAAGGAUGAGAAGGCACUGUUCGGCAGUGACAGCGACUCUGGGGAUGAUGAGGAGGAGAAGAUGAUUGCAGACAUCUUUGGUGAGUCUGGAGACGAGGAGGAGGAGGAGUUCACGGGUUUCAACCAGGAGGAUCUGGAGAGCGACAAGAAGGAGGCCAAGCAGCAGCUCCACCAGCAGGAGGAGGAGUCCGACUCUGAUGAAGGAGUGGACCGCAGUGGACAAGAUAUGAGUUUCAUGUCGGACUUCGACAUCAUGCGCCGGAGAAAAGCCAUGAACAGUAAGAAGAGGCGGCACCGCGAUGGAGGCACGUUCAUCAGCGACGCCGACGACGUGGUCAGCGCCAUGAUCACCAAGAUGAACGAAGCCGCCGAGGAGGACCGAACCCUGAACAGUCAGAAGAAACCAGCGCUGAAGAAGCUCACACUGCUGCCACAGGUCGUUAUGCAUCUGAAGAAGCAGGACUUGAAGGAGACAUUCAUCGACAGCGGUGUGAUGUCAGCCAUUAAAGAGUGGAUCAGCCCCCUCCCUGAUAAGUCCCUGCCGGCCCUCAGGAUCAGGGAGGAGCUGCUCCGCAUCCUGCAGGAGCUCCCCAGUGUGAGUCAGGAGACGCUGAAGCACAGUGGGAUUGGACGGGCCGUCAUGUUUCUGUACAAACAUCCCAAAGAGUCUCGAACCAACAAAGACCUGGCGCUCAAACUCAUCAAUGAGUGGUCGCGGCCCAUCUUUGGCUUGACGUCCAACUAUAAAGGGAUGACAAGGGAGGAGCGUCAGCAGAGGGAUCUGGACCAGCAGAUGCCUCAGAGACGACGUUUAAGUCAGCCUCAGAAGGUGGAGAGGUCGGAGGAACCCGACGUCUUCUCUCCACCAAUCAGGUUCAUUCGGUGUGGACAGACGCCUCGGAGAGACCUGGAGAAACAGCUGACCGGAGAAGAAAAAGCUUUGAGACCUGGAGACCCUGGGUUCUGUGCCCGGGCCCGGGUACCGAUGCCCUCCAAUAAAGACUAUGUGGUUCGACCCAAAUGGAACGUAGAGAUGGAGUCCAACAGGGGUCCGGUGAAGAAGGGCUUGUCCCGCGUGGACAAACAGAUGCGUAGAUUUGCAGAUAUCCGCCGCCUGACGAAGACUGGUCACGCCGUUAAAAUCAGUGUGGAAGGAAACCGGAUGCCGCUCUGAUUUUAACCUCAUUAGGAUUUACUCAGUUUUUUUCUUAUUAAAGUUUUUGUUCCUAACCCCCCUCCCCUUUGGACAAAAAGUGUCAAAUGUACUUCAGAAUGAUCAGUGGAAUAAAAAAAUGACUAAAUGUA
This is a messenger RNA of Sphaeramia orbicularis (orbiculate cardinalfish), 2584 nucleotides long. Its product is annotated as protein IWS1 homolog. Gene Ontology annotation, biological process: poly(A)+ mRNA export from nucleus. The record is from RefSeq and is a predicted model, not a curated record. Gene Ontology annotation, cellular component: nucleus. Lineage: Eukaryota; Metazoa; Chordata; Actinopteri; Kurtiformes; Apogonidae.